Molecule: messenger RNA, 2406 nt
Organism: Serpula lacrymans var. lacrymans S7.9
Lineage: Eukaryota; Fungi; Basidiomycota; Agaricomycetes; Boletales; Serpulaceae
Exons: 5
Coding region: 1-2406 (801 amino acids)
Source: RefSeq, a predicted model, not a curated record
AUGUUGUGGAUGCGUUCUUGGCAAUUCUUCAAGCUGCUGAGGCCCGUUCUCUUAAAGCGGCCCAUUCUCAGCAAUGGCCGCGACUACAACUCUAUAAACGCUGGACAGUCGCCCUAUGGCUCUGGAGAUCCUUACUACAACGAAUCCUCGGGAUAUAUUACUCCCCAGCCUCCGGUGAAGAAACAGACCAGCAACUGGAUUAAAUUUGGUAUUCCCCUUGCCAUGUCGUUAUCCAGCAGCGGUAGCGCAGCCGCUAGUGUGGCUGCUAGUGUGAAGAAUGAGCUUGGUGUAUUCCCCACGUCCACGGAUAGCCAGUAUUUGCUUCCCAUUUACCCUGCUACCACCAAUACCGCUGCCUACACUACUCCCACACGCAUUUCAACAAGCAAUGCUGCGUAUGCCUGGCCGCAGGAUCCAUUUCAACCUUCUAACCCUAGCCCGACGUCUCUUCGUUCGGAUCGUCCUCGCCUCAUCGCUCCCGCUUACAAGUGGGAAGCUCUCCCUCAGCUCAUCCAGAAUGAUCCAUAUCUUAAAUCCUGGAACGAUUCUAUAUUCAACAAUGCUACCCAAUAUUACAAUGCGCCACCCGUUGCAUACUUCUACGAUGGCGGUAAUGGUAUCUUGGAUAUUGCUCGUCAGAUCAAAAUGCGCAUCAAAGCAUUCUCUUAUGCGUACCGCGUGACAAACAAUACUAUGUGGGUAGAUAGAGCAUGGUCAGAGUUGCAGAAUGCUGCGGGUAAUAGUACCGGCGGAUUUGGCCCUGGAAACUAUACUAAAUGGAACCCUGUUCAUUUCCUUGACACCGCCGAACUCUCCGUAGCGUAUGCCGUCGCCUACGAUUGGAUGUAUGACCAGUGGACCCCGGAGCAGAAGGAGUCUAUCAUGUUUACUUUGUUGGAAUAUGGUCUCAAUAAUGGCAUUAUCGCAUACGAUCCUGCAAACGAUCCAUUAUACUUUGGAUGGUGGACAAAUGCUACGGAAGGGAAUUGGAACUGUGUUUGCAAUAACGGACUUACCAUGGGUGCCCUCGCAAUUCUAGGCGAUGAUACCACAGGAGUUGCGGAGCAGCUUCUAAGUCUGACAGUCCAGAAUGCCCUUCAGAAUUGCGUAUUAGCUACCUCAAGUGAUGGCACAUGGUCAGAGACUAAUGAUUACUGGUACUUCGGCCAAACCGGACUUUCAGAAAUGGCGGCUUCUCUUCUAUCCGCUGCUGGUUCAACUUUCGGGAUGUUGAGCACCAAUGCCGAUCUCUACAAGACGGGAUUGUUCCAUAUGUAUUCCACUGGCCCUGGUUCACUCUUCAACUAUGGAGAUACAGGUCCAAACAAAUUCACUGCGACUGCCAAUUCCUUGCUGUUCUAUGCCCAACAAUUCAACCAGCCACAAUUCGCACUCUUUCAGCGUGAUCAGUUCGAUGCUCCUGAGCCUUGGAGCAUGUUCUGGUACGAUCCAAAUCUUUCUGGCGCGUUCUGGGAUGGUUUGGCUCUAGAUCAUUACUUCAACAAUAACACUGAUCAGUGGGCCUCAAUGAGGUCUAGCUGGACUGACGAAAAUGCGCUUUUUGUCGGUGUUAAGGCCGGAACCCUCCAAGGUCAUCAAACUCACAACGAUUUGGAUUGUGGUGAUUUCGUUGUAGAUGCUCUUGGCACUCGGUGGUUUGGGGAACUUGGGGAUGGAAACUACAAUGCGGAGGGUUAUUUUUCUAAUGAUAAUCAGGACAGUCAAAGGUGGCUGUAUUACAGAAAGAUGACCGAGGGCCAGAACACGAUUCUUGUCAAUAAGCAGAAUCAGAAUGUUCUUGCGGCUCCUGUUGCCAACUUCAACUCUACAGGAACGACGCAAGGCUCUAGUACUGUCUUUGAUGUGCCUAGUGGAUCGACGGCGUACUUCAUUGCUGAUAUCUCAAGUGCCUAUUUCAAUGCGUACGUUUCUGUUUUCUUCAUAUUCGCUAGUUUUGCUGAGAUAUAUGUUAGCACGUCUAUCAAACGAGGCAUACACUUGAUUAACCAACGCAAACAAGUUCUCGUCCAGGACGAGAUUAAUGUUCAGGCAUCUGUGAUGUGGCGAGCUCAUACCAACGCUACAGUGAACAUAUCUAGUGAUGGUUUGGCAGCUACUCUGCAAAUCGGCUCACAGACAACCUUGGUACAAUUGUUGAAUCCGCCUACUGGAGCUGUCUUCACGACGAUGGCGGCUCAGCGGUUCUCAACAGACCCAGCGACGCCUCCUGGUAACCCUGAUCAACCUAACCCCGGUGUCACCGUUCUGACGAUCAGUUUAUCCACCCCUGGUACCUAUACCUUACAAGUGCUGAUUAGCCCACAAUGGCCAGGGAUGUCGGCCAGUUCAUAUGCCACGCCGACUGAAGUACCGCUUGACCAGUGGUCGCUCAUUAGCCACCCUUAA